This is a messenger RNA of Neodiprion fabricii, 8555 nucleotides long. RefSeq names its product lysine-specific demethylase lid (gene Kdm5). The coding region runs from base 373 to 5364 and encodes 1663 amino acids. The transcript has 19 exons. Gene Ontology annotation, molecular function: histone demethylase activity; DNA binding. Gene Ontology annotation, biological process: chromatin remodeling. Gene Ontology annotation, cellular component: nucleus. The record is from RefSeq and is a predicted model, not a curated record. Lineage: Eukaryota; Metazoa; Arthropoda; Insecta; Hymenoptera; Diprionidae.
ACAAGUACUGAAUGCAUACGUACGUGCCAGACGGACUGGUGUGAGUACCGAGCAGCUCUGCCUAUUAGAAUCGUUCUAUAGUUCCUACAUAGAACCCGAGGAGUUGUGUGCGGACGGACGGAUUGUCACAUCGGUAACGGUCAUAAAUAUACGACAUCCGUAGCCAUGGCUGCGCUAAAAACAUUGACGAACAAGUUUUUCCAAUUAAUACCUGAGUAGUACCGAGUUUCCUAAUCGAUCCCCACACUAUUGUCACGUGCCACGGUGUAUUGGUGAUUCCCGAGUGAAAUCCACGGGGGAAUUUAACAUACCAAAACUUUGCCUAUAUGUCCUCGUUGGUGGUGUGCAUUCGUUGUGUGACGAAAUUACGUGAUGGUCUCUAAGGUGGAUGUAAAUAUCGGGUGCGAGGCUCGGUUUGGUACUUAUCACGCUAAAGAUAUGAGUGAAAAAGGUGACAAGGAUUUUGAGUUCGCUAUACCACCAGAGGCCCCAGUCUUUGAGCCAACAGCGGAGGAAUUCCUCGACCCCCUUGGCUACAUCUCCAAGAUUCGUCCGAUUGCCGAAAAAUCGGGGAUUUGCAAAAUAAAACCACCGCCAAAUUGGCAACCACCUUUUGCCGUUGACGUUGACAAAUUCAAAUUUGUACCAAGAAUUCAGAGGUUAAACGAACUUGAAGCAAAGACCAGAAUAAAGCUGAAUUUUUUAGAUCAAAUAGCCAAAUUUUGGGAGCUUCAAGGAUCAUCGUUGAAAAUUCCACUGGUUGAACGUAAAGCUUUAGACUUGUACUCUUUACACAGAAUUGUCACCGAGGAAGGUGGCAUUGAAACAGUUACUAAAGAAAGAAGAUGGGCAAAGAUUGCAAACAGAAUAGGAUAUCCAUCCGGUCGAAGCGUUGGAAGUAUUUUAAAAAACCACUAUGAAAGAAUUUUGUACCCCUUUGAUGUUUUCAAGCAAGGGAAAACCUUGACUGACAUUAAAAUUGAGCCAGAGGGUGACGUGAAUGAGAAAAAGGACAGAGAUUAUAAGCCUCAUGGAAUAAUAUCGAGACAGCAAAUAAAACCACCAAAUGAAAAAUUUUCACGGCGUUCCAAGCGAUUUGCUGGUACGGAUGAAAAACCAGAAUUAGUCACAGACAGCACAUCACCCAUUAAGCAAGAAGAUUGCAAAGAUGAGUGCGACUCUGACAGUGAAAAGGAUAAAGAUAACAGCAAAGAGCUUAAAAAAUUGCAGUUUUACGGACCUGGUCCGAAAAUGGCCGGUUUUAAUACCAAAGAUGUAAAAAAACCUAGCAAAACCAGAGGCGUCAAAUUACACUAUGAUUUUGACCCGCUUGCCAAAUACAUUUGCCACAACUGUGGUAGAGGCGAUACAGAGGAGAGCAUGCUGUUGUGCGACGGAUGCGACGACAGCUAUCACACCUUCUGCCUUAUGCCACCAUUAACCGAAAUACCAAAGGGUGAUUGGCGAUGUCCAAAAUGUGUCGCCGAAGAAGUCUCAAAGCCUAUGGAAGCCUUUGGAUUUGAACAAGCUCAGCGUGAAUAUACGCUGCAACAGUUUGGCGAAAUGGCCGAUCAGUUCAAAAGCGAUUACUUCAACAUGCCUGUACACAUGGUACCGACUCCUUUGGUCGAAAAGGAAUUCUGGCGGAUUGUUUCUUCAAUAGAUGAAGAUGUGACCGUCGAGUAUGGGGCUGAUUUGCACACAAUGGAUCAUGGCUCCGGUUUCCCGACGAAGACCAGUGUCAAUUUGUUCACGUGCGAUCAGGAGUACGCCGAAUCUUCGUGGAAUUUGAAUAAUUUACCCGUUCUACAUGGAAGCGUGCUGGGACACAUCAAUGCAGACAUUAGCGGGAUGAAAGUUCCCUGGAUGUACGUUGGCAUGUGCUUUGCCACCUUUUGUUGGCACAACGAAGACCAUUGGAGUUAUUCCAUAAACUAUCUACACUGGGGAGAGCCCAAGACUUGGUACGGAGUUCCUGGAUCUCAGGCGGAAAGAUUUGAACAUUCCAUGAAAUCUGCUGCCCCGGAAUUAUUCCACAGCCAACCGGACCUUCUUCACCAACUCGUCACUAUUAUGAAUCCUAACAUACUGAUGAAUGAAGAAAAUCGUCGAUGGCUGUACUGUCCUGGACCUGGUUGCUCGCCGAGAUGCCAGCAUACAAAUAAUCCAACCCCCAUGUACAUAGGAGUUCCAGUAUUCAGAACGGAUCAGCACGCAGGUGAAUUUGUUGUUACGUUUCCAAGAGCCUAUCACGCCGGCUUCAACCAAGGGUACAACUUUGCAGAGGCUGUCAAUUUUGCUCCAGCUGAUUGGUUGAAAAUGGGACGGGAAUGUAUUUCACAUUACUCUAACUUGAGACGCUUCUGCGUUUUCUCACAUGAUGAACUUGUCUGCAAAAUGUCUCUGGACCCAGACUCCUUGGACAUCGGUAUAGCCACAGCAACAUAUCACGACAUGCUUCAGAUGGUCGACGAUGAAAAAAAAUUGCGAAAAAAUCUUUUGGAAUGGGGCGUAACAGAAGCAGAGCGCGAAGCUUUUGAACUUUUACCGGACGAUGAGAGGCAAUGCGAGGCAUGUAAAACUACCUGUUUCUUAAGUGCGGUAACGUGCGCCUGCCAUAACUCGCAGCUCGUUUGUUUGAGGCAUUUUACCGACCUCUGCGACUGCCCGCCGGAAAAACAUACUCUCAGAUAUCGUUACACGCUCGAUGAGUUGCCCAUAAUGUUGCAAAAGCUUAAACUGAAAGCUGAGUCGUUCGACUCAUGGGUCACCAAAGUGAAGGAAGCAAUGGACCCGAAAGGAGACAAAAUCGAACUUACGGAACUCAAAGAAUUGCUCAACGAAGCUGAAGUCAAGAAGUUUCCAGAAAGCGAAUUACUUACCGCUCUUACUACCGCUGUACAAGAUGCUGAAAAAUGCGCCAGCGUUGCUCAGCAGCUGUUGAACAACAAGCAGCGAACAAGGACUAGGCAGUCUGUAGACACAAAAUAUAAACUAACUGUCGAAGAGUUGACCUUGUUUUACAAAGAAAUAACAAAUCUCUGCUGCGAAUUGAAAGAAUCUGAUGGUGUUAAAUACAUAUUAGACCAAGUAGUUCAGUUUCAAAAGGAUGCCGAGGAAUUGGAAAGUAAAGAUGAAAUUACGGACAUCGAGAAGCUGGAGAAAUGCAUUGACUUCGGUGAUUCUAUUUGCAUUGAAUUACCACAGCUUGUCAGACUAAAACAGAGAUUGGUGCAGACGCAGUGGCUGGAAGAAGUGAAAUCUAUUCAGGACGAACCAAAAUCAGCCAGUCACGAGGAUCUUGUAAAGCUGGUAGAAAAAGGGAUGACAAUCCCACCACACGUUAGCAUAGAAAACACGUUAUCAAAGCUCCAGAAUUUAAUGAUAGGUAUAGAAAAGUGGGAAGAUAAGGCGAAAGGGUAUCUGCAAAAUAAAAAUCGUCAGACCAUCGCUACGAUAGAAGAUUUCUUGAAAGAAGCCGACGAAAUCGACGCCUAUCUACCAAACCUAGACAAUUUACAAGACAUUUUAACAAAGGCCAAAAACUGGACUCAAAACGUUCAGGAUAUUCAAGCCAAGGAGAAUUAUCCUUACUACGACACACUUGACGAACUUGUACGUAGGGGUAGAAACAUACCGCUUCAUUUAGACGCUCUGCCGAUCCUAGAGUCGACGCUGUCUCAAGCUAAAGUUUGGAAAGAAAGAACAGCUCGAACAUUUCUCAGAAAGAAUUCUCACUAUACCUUAAUGGAAGCUCUCUCUCCAAGAAUCGGAGUAGGUGUGCAAGCUAUGAAGACGAAGAGAAACAAGGGAGAGGAGACGGUCGGCGCCGUGUUUGUGUGUGAUACAAAAUUGGACGAUACUAAUGACUCCGCGAAUGUUGUCGCGGCGUUCAAACUCGCCGAGCAGCGUGAAAUGGAAGCCAUGAGGAAUCUUAGAGAGAGGAAUUUGACCAAGACUGAGAUGGACGAAUCGAGAUAUUGCGUCUGCCGAAGACCCCGAUUUGGACUGAUGCUACAGUGCGAACUUUGCAAGGAUUGGUUUCACUCAAACUGUGUGCCUUUACCCAAAACCACGUACAAAGGGAAGCUACCGGUGUCGCGAGACACAAAGUUCUUGUGCCCGUGUUGUCUGAGAUCACGCCGACCUCGUCUUGAGACGAUAUUAGCCCUUUUAGUGAGCUUACAAAAAAUUCCCGUACGUUUGCCCGAGGGUGAAGCUCUGCAAUGCCUCACCGAACGAGCGAUGAACUGGCAGGAUCGCGCCAGGCAAGCUUUAGCAACUGAAGAAUUAUCUUCAGCGUUGGCGAAACUGUCGGUGUUAUCUCAGAAGUUGGUUGAAGCAGCUGCAAGGGAAAAAACAGAAAAGAUAAUCAGCAGCGAGUUGAAAAAGGCUGCUAACAACCCGGAGCUCCAUCAAAGAGUACAAGCCAUCGCCCCACUUAGCGGUGUACAUUCCGACGAUAGUGUACCGAGUACUGCUGACGAUGAUGACGACGUUGUUACCAUCGAGGAUGACGAGCCUACUUGUAGUAUGUUUAAUAGUAACGAACACGAUUAUUCGUACGUUUCCAAGUUUCAACCCAACAAACUCCAAGGGCAAGACACUGACGCCGCAGUAGUUUUGUCAGAAAGUGCGAGGGGUCGGCUCGAGGAGUUAAUGAUGGAGGGCGAUCUGCUCGAAGUAGCCUUGGAUGAAACACAGCACAUAUGGAAGAUACUGAGCCACACGAACAUACCUAGUAGUGUGCAAAAGUAUGCGACCUUCGAGGAAGUACAAGCAACGUUUAAGCACGACAUGAAAGACGUUAAAAAACGCGGACGUAAACGUAAAUCGGAAGAAUUCGAGCUGCUGAAAAAGUUGGGCCGGCCAAAAGUCGACGAAAAAAAUAUCCUGAAACGUAAAGGAUUGAAUAAGGAAAAGAAAAUUAUCAUGGCUGUCGGACAGAUGAAACGCGGGCCGCGAAAGAUGAAACGUAAGGAGGGCGAGGAAGGGCCCAAAAAACGCGGUGGUAACAGGAAGAAAACGAAACAAGACACUUCCGACGAAGAGGACGACUGUGCAGCUGUCAGUUGCCUCCGCCCUAGCGGGCGCGAGGUCGAUUGGGUCCAAUGCGAUGGAGGCUGUGAUGGUUGGUUCCAUAUGCACUGCGUUGGCUUGGACCGUGCAGAAAUAGCUGAAGAAGAUGAUUACAUCUGUAGUAAUUGCAAAGACAGCGAUAAUGUCAUGUUGCCACGUAUAGAUCAUACUGCUGAAUUAUUAGGGCUGGAUGCACUUCUUUCCCUUUCUCAAUCUCAGGGAUACAACAGCGGAGAUACGGAACCGGAGAUACAGGAAGCCUCACCAUUCGUUGAGACGUAUUAAUCAGCUUCUUACUCUCAAGAUCUCUGAUGACGCAGUAGCUGGUUGUCCCAUAUAUUGAUCAGGAUAAACGAGACCACACCGUUUUAAACAUUCACAACAGCCAGCUGUCAACACCGCACUCACACAUGACAAUGAACGUUUUCGUUCUCAUUAAUUGUCCUUCAUUUUGUUAUGCUCUGUUUUUUUUUCUCCAAAUUUCAAUUUAUUUCUAUGUUGUGUAGUUCUUGGAUUCUCAGUCUUCCACCACGGUGUCUUGCCAUUCAAAAUUGGAACAUUUCAAAUUUUUAAUCCACUCUUUAUCUCUACGUUUGUUUCUUGUGGCGAUUGAUAAAAGUAGAGUGAAAUUAAAGUAAAUACAUGUGGCCAAGAAUAUCGAGAGGAAAACAGAGCCAAAUAACUAAUACUUUAUCGAAACCAUUUAGAUUAAAAAAAAAACUUUCAAACACCUGAAACUACUAUAUGAUUAGUAUCAUUGUGGUUAUUACAAUUUUUGUUAUUAUUAUUAUUAUUAUUAUUAGUAUGAUCGCACUUAGUCACGUAUUAAUUCCCAUUUCGUCGAAUUACUUGUUACAGAGUAUCUUACAAUCUUUAAUAAUGUUUUCGUGAAUAUAUGUACAUAUCUGAUGAAACCAUAACAUCGCGAAUUCUUAAUAGAUAAAUGGCAAUCAUAGCACUUGACGAACUGUGGUGUUGAUCGGUCGAUUACGUUGAUUUCAGAACUUAAUAUUACGUUAGCAUGUUUUGUGUGAGUGCCGAUUCAAUAUCUGUAACAACAACGCCAGUUUCGCUGUACAUCUACGAUAUCGACUUGUAUAUCCGUCACCGGGUUGUAGAUAUAAUAACGUUGUUAACUUAAAUGUAAUAUAAUUUUAGUGUCAGAACGACGAUUUGUCUUGAAUUCAACUCGCAACAAGUUUAAUUCAAGAUCACAAUCGCGUUAUACGAUCUUUAUCAAACGUAGACAAGAAGUCCUAAUUAAAUUAUAAGUUUAAAGUAACAAGAGUAUGAAAAAUAAAACCAACACUUUUCGUGCACGUAUAUUUUUAUAGGCUCUGGAUUAGAUUUUUUCAUUGAUGAAGCAAUCGAUCGUAUAGAUAUUUCAUCAGUACGCCCUACAGAGUAAAUAAAUUACCGUAUUCACGAAAGACUUCGUAGCUAACGUAUCUGAGCUUUAUCUGCAAUGUAAUUCCUUCGAUGAACGUUGGAUCGUACCGCAAAGUUUAGAAUGAUCGGUUGGUAUGUUGUAUGUAUAUGUACAAUGCGUAACUUGUAAGGACAUGGUAUUAAAUGGAUAUGUUUUGGUAUUUUACGACGGAUUACAGUCUAGUCUUUAAGUAUUUGUAAAUAUAACGUUUAGUCUAAAGUACAUAAUUAUAGUUAUUAUAUUAAAAGCUAAGCAAAUCCAUCUUCAAUGAGUUUCAAUGGUAACAUCAACACCUGCACUACUAGAAAGCUUCAACUCGAAUAAAAAAAAUCUGUAAACCUGUCCGGAAUGUUUCACAUCGGUUCAUAUUUAAUUUUUUCAGAUGAGUAAAAAAAAGUCAAUAUCCAGCAAUUCACUCAUGUCAAAGUGGUAAAAUUGUUAACCGCACUUGAUGCGCAAUGUACUUUAUGUUUUCGUGGUAUAUGCUUGACAUGAUACGGUUCUUUUUUCUUCGACAUGUGUGAUAUUUUAAGGAUGUACUGACAUCCUGUUGAGUGGAAAUAACUCAUCUCUUGGAACAUGGUGACCCAACCGACACACUAGAUUACUUUAUCUUUGAUAUGAAUUAAUCACAGUUUCUCGUUUCAACGAUCUCGCAGUAAUAUCAAAGAGAAUUGUAAUAUUCUGCAAAUUUAUCAGUCAUUCUUUCUUAGAUAUAAUUUCAUGAAAUGCCUGAGUACACGCAAGCUGGGUUUCACAGCGAUAAACAUGAUUUUCGAACCAUGUUCAUCGUUCAUUUCGUUUUCCUUGUGUUCGUUUCGUCUUUUCAUUUGUCUACCUGUCAGAGUUCGGGUAUACCGCGAAACUUUUUCACGCGGUAUAAACCCACAUAAAUACAUAAAUACGAUAUAUAAGUACUAUCGAAUAAUAGAAGGGGUGCGCACUGAAAAAUUUUUUACACAGAAGAAUGCGGUAUGAGAAUAUAUGUAUAGACAUUUAUAAUAACGUAAAUACAUAUAGUCAGAAUCAUUACUAUAUUUAUAUUUAUAUAUACAUCUAGUAUGUAGUAGACAUGUUUAACUGUAAGUGACAACAGAAUUCCAUAAAAUACCAACUUGAUAUCUAUCAAUUUGUGUGAUUAAAAAUUACGGUACAUAUAAAUGCAUACAUACACAUACAUAUACUUAUAGUAUUAUCGAAAGAAGAUGAAUUCGUGUGAUUAGUAUAUGUAACUUAGUAUGCAGUAGAUAACCAAUACUAUAUUGUAUUACAUGUAUGUCAUUAUUAUCAUCGUCAAUAACAAUUUUUACACAGGCACAUAUACACUACUAAAAACUAUUUUUAAUUAUAUAAACAAUGAAAAAAGGUGUCCAUAUAAAACAUACGACGAUUAUUUAACUUAUGCCUGAUGUGACAAACCAAAAAAAUCAAAUAAACAUAUAAUGAAAUUAAGUGUACCUACUUCGAGAAAACAUUUUGCGAAAGAUUUCAGACACAGAAUACAAAAUACGAGCGAGAAUGGAUCGAAAUUUUUUUAAUUUCUAUACAAUCGUGGUAUGUAUAUGUAUUUACAUUACCGGAAAUCCGGUAUACAAAAAAUUGAUAGACAAAUAUUCCUAAACGAUCGAUCGAGCUUAAGUUGAAACUUUUGGUGACGAUUUUGCCCAUUUGUAUUUUCUCCCAGUUUUCGCAUUCGAGUGAAUUGUAGAAAUAUCUCCAUUACUGAUAGUAUAUAGUACGAUUACCAUGAUACCUGGGACAUGUAGUCGAGGUAAUCAAAUAAGACUAGUAAAGAAAAAAAAGAUAAAUUCACGACUGUCCCACUUUAAAUUAAAUUCGGAUGUACACAAAGAUAAUAUAGAUAUAUUUAUGACGUCUAUAGAAAAACGAUAUCAUGACUAUACGUGCUGAGAUUAUAUUGGAAUAUGGGCCAAUUGUUGUAUAGCUUGUUACAUCCCCUGUAAAUCAUUGAAUCAUAAUAAUUAUUAUUACUAUUAUAGCUGUAAUACUAACAAUAAUAAAAUAAUAUAGUAUCACGAUCAAAGUA